CUUGUCAAGCACUGUUGGAGAUGGUCUAGUAUUUCAGAACUCGGAUUGCAGUUUAAUAAUUUUAAGUAAAAGUAUUUAUUAAUAGCAUCAUUUACAUUUCAGUUAUAACAAUUGAGUUAAGGAAAUAUUUUAAUAUUUAAACCUGAAACUUCACUGACCUACACAUUCACGUCAGAACAAUCGCAACAUUGUUGAUCUUAUGUUUAACUACCCGUAACUCGAUCAACAAUACUUUUAACAAACCUGUAUUAACAAGCAAAAUAGGAGUUGCAUGCAAUAUGAAUUUAAAUGUAUAAACAAUAUACUAACUUGGAUUAUUGGUAUUAUGGAUUACAACGACUACGGUAUUACCAUUUCAUUAUAAAAGGUAAAUGUUUUUAAACACACCCGACGUAACCUGUGUACAUGUAUAGGAAUACUUAUUGGGACACAGUUUACGUUUCAGACCGACAACUAGAUCGAAACUGAUUAAUUAGACCUAUUAUAGAGAGCAAAUGUGACAAUAUAUAUUCAUGGAAUCUAAACUUAUUAUGUAUUUAUAAUUUAUAGGAAUUGUAAUGGAACUAUAAAAUCAAUACCUAUACAACAAUCGAUCAAUGCAUGUAUAGAGAUCUUACCUGCCAUUGUGGUACUAUUGCGGGGCUUGCAAUAUAUACUGAAACACGGAACUAAAUCUAGGAAAAAACCUACCGGAUAUUAUUUUGGAUUACAUCAAUGUUGGAUCAUCAUUGGUAAAUAUCUGUGUUUUCUAGUUUAUAGGAGCCUUAUUGUACUUGAAGUAUGCAUUUAGAUCGCCGAAAAAAUAAAAUUUCAGCAUGAAAAAAUCAACAUCGAGGUUGUUCAUUUGUGCCUUUUGCUUCUACUUCAGUUGUAUGCUACUUUUGUGGUCAACAGAUUUUCAUCAGACGGAAUACUCCAAUAAGCCACAAGUUCAUAACGAAAAUCAUGUGUUCACGGUAGAAAAACCGAAUAAUUCUGCGAAAAAUGAGAGCUUCAUCGAAGUACCCGAACAUUACUGGAGAAACGUAACUACGAUUCCGUACAAAGCUUUUUAUUAUUCGGCGUAUGCCCAUACAUCAAAUAUCAUCCGAUUGUUCGGGACAAUUCAAAAAGGUCUGACAGAUAGUUUAGUGUGUUGUUUCUUUACGAACAGAGGAGAUAGGGUUGCUGAAAAAAAUAUUGUAGCUCAUUACACUGUGCUACCUGAACAUAAAGGGUUAAGAUACAGUGCUGCAUUUUAUACAUGUCCAUUACCAAAGUCGACUCGUCCAUACGCCGUAUCAUUGUCAACCGAUCAUUGUAAAUCUCCAUCAAACAUCUUGCCAAUAAUUUACCCUCAGCAACAGAAGAGAAAAUUUACCGUCUGUGUUUCUCCAUUGAAUUAUCGCUACAGUAAAGCCUACGAGCUGGUGGAAAUGAUUGAAUUAAAUAGAAUAUUAGGAGCAGAAUAUUUUGUGUUUUACAAUUAUAGCACAGACUCUAAUGUGGAUAGGGUUCUAGAAUAUUAUAAAGAACAAGGAUUAGUUGAAGUUUUAAAAUGGAAUCUACCGAUGAAGGUUGAUACAUGGCCAAAGAAAAAAGAGCCUGUAGAAAUUCAUUACUUUGCUCAACUUGCAGCAUUAAAUGACUGUUUAUAUCGCAAUAUGUACCUCAGCAAAUACGUUGUCUUUCAAGAUUUAGAUGAAUUUAUUAUACCAAAAAAACACUUAACUUGGUCCGAUAUGAUGGAAGCUCUUCCGAAAGGUUCAGGUGCUUAUAUUUUUAGGUGUUUUUUCUUUCGAAAAGAAUGGCCGGACACAACGAGAGACUUUGAAGGUAAAGAUAAAGCUCAAAAAUAUAAAAUGAACACUUUAUUGAAGCAAAAGCGAGAAUCUAAAUUACUGGGAAAAAGCCAUCGAUCUAAAUAUAUUAUUGACCCAAAACAAAUCGAUACUGUAGGAAUUCACAAUAUAUGGCGGUACCGGUCGGGUUCUAAAGCCCAUUUUGUUGAUUCAGAAUUCGCUCGCAUGCAUCAUUACAGGGACUGGUUAAAUCCAAAUGAUGCUAACACAGGUAUUGAGGAUAAUAGGACUAUGGUUUAUAAAAAUGAAUUGUUACAGAAUACAGUACAUGCAUGGGAAAAAUUAAUAGAUGUGCCUUUAGGACCAAUCAUCCAUCCAUGACCUCAAAUUUGCAAUUUGUGUCAAAAGAAGAAUUGACACUCUAAUUGAUGCCAAAACUUAUUAAAAUUAUUUGUUUUUUUUCUAAAAUUGUUGAAUAUUAUAAAUAUUGAAUUUUGA
Molecule: messenger RNA, 2279 nt
Organism: Mytilus californianus (California mussel)
Lineage: Eukaryota; Metazoa; Mollusca; Bivalvia; Mytilida; Mytilidae
Product: beta-1,4-galactosyltransferase galt-1-like
Exons: 2
Coding region: 816-2162 (448 amino acids)
Source: RefSeq, a predicted model, not a curated record